Messenger RNA from Hemibagrus wyckioides, 2547 nucleotides. Its product is annotated as extracellular calcium-sensing receptor-like. The coding region runs from base 1 to 2547 and encodes 848 amino acids. The transcript is spliced from 6 exons. Gene Ontology annotation, cellular component: membrane. NCBI's taxonomy places the organism in Eukaryota, Metazoa, Chordata, Actinopteri, Siluriformes, Bagridae. Gene Ontology annotation, biological process: G protein-coupled receptor signaling pathway. The record is from RefSeq and is a predicted model, not a curated record. Gene Ontology annotation, molecular function: G protein-coupled receptor activity.
AUGGAGCCUUUACUCUUUACUCUUUUACAUAUGGUAAUGGCCAUAAUCAAUUUUUCCAGAGGUAAUGGGACUACAUGUUUGUUGCAAGGAGAACCUACAUAUCCACAGAUAUGGAAGGAUGGUGAUAUCAUUGUUGGAGCAGCUUUCCCUUUUCAUAGUAAUUGGGAGAUCUCAGACAUGUCUUAUUUAGUCAUGCCACAACAAAUGAAGUGUGUGAGUCUUGAUUUCAGAGCCUUUCAGUAUUCACAAUCCCUGAUCUUUGCCAUUGAAGAGAUCAACAACAGUUCCUCUUUGUUACCGGGGAUAUCAUUGGGUUACAAGAUCUAUGACACCUGCAGUUCAGCAGGAUUGGGGGUUAAAGUAGCCAUGGCACUUAUUAAUGGAAAUGAAAACUCAGUCUUGGAUGAGCAAUGCACAAACCCAGCCCAGGUGCAGGCCAUAAUAGGAGAGACAUACUCUUCAGUGUCCAUGGCUAUUGCAAAGAGUAUAGGCCCUUUCAGCAUUCCCUUAAUCAGUCAUUACUCUACCUGCGAGUGUCUCAGUGACAAAAAGAAAUAUCCCUCAUUUCUACGCACUAUUCCUAGUGAUUACCACCAGACAAGAGCCUUGGCAGAGAUGGUCAAGCACUUUGGCUGGACCUGGGUGGGAGCAAUAAGAAGAGACGAUGAUUAUGGUAACAAUGGAAUGGCUGCAUUUACAGAUGCUGCAGAACAGUUGGGCAUCUGCUUAGAAUACUCUCUUCCAUAUUUUAGAACGUACUCAGAUGAAAAAGUGUUGAAAAUCAUUCAGCAAAUCAAAAGCUCCACAUCUCGAGUGAUUGUUGCAUUUCUUGCUCACUGGGACUUAGAAAUCUUGCUCCAAGUCUUUUUUCAGCACAACAUCACUGGAUACCAGUGGGUGGGAACUGAGGGCUGGAUUUCUGAUUCAGAACUAGCCGCAAAAGAUAAACACCAUAUACUGAAAGGAGCCAUAGGAUUAGCUAUCCCUAAAACAACAGUAACAGGUCUAAAGGACUUCAUUCUAGAUAUUAAACCCCUAAAAUCUGUGGGGAGUGACAUUUUUACAAAAUUCUGGGAAGCAUUAUUUAAGUGUAAAUAUGCAAUGCAAAACGAUACAAUGGACUCUCCAUUGUGUACGGGUGAUGAGAAACUCUCCGAGAUGGAAAACACCUUCACUGACAUGUCCCUGAUGCCUAUUUUCAGUAAUGUGUAUAAAGCAGUAUAUGCGAUUGCCCAUACACUACAUGAACUUCUUGGCUGCAACAAAACAUGUCCAACAAAGAAGCAGCCUGAUCCUUUCACAUUUCUAGAAAAUCUGAAGAAAAUACAUUUUAAAACCAAAGAGGGGGAAGAAGUGUUUUUUGACAAAAAUGGUGACCCUGCAGCAAAGUAUGAUAUAAUAAACUGGCAUGUAAAUGUAGAAUAUAAAUUUGUUACUGUUGGACUUUAUGACUCAUCCAUAAUGGGUCAUGAUCGAUUAGCAGUAGAUAUGGCCUCAAUUGAAUGGGCACAUAAUAACAAACAGGUGCCAAAAUCCGUGUGCAGUGAGAGCUGUCCCCCUGGUACAAGGAAAGCUGUACAGAAAGGAAAACCCAUCUGCUGUUUUGACUGCAUACCAUGUGCUGACGGAGAGAUCAGUAAUAUGACAGAUUCCAUUGAAUGUCAUCAGUGCUAUCAGGAGUACUGGUCAAAUCCUAAGAGAGAUCAAUGUAUCAAGAAGGAAAUUGAAUAUUUGUCCUACAAAGAAACAAUGGGAAUUUUGCUAACAGCUGUUUCUAUUAUUGGUGCGUUUAUGACAAUGGUAAUAGCAAUCAUAUUAUUUAGACAUAAAAAUACACCAAUAGUCAAGGCCAACAACUCUGAGCUGAGCUUCUUGCUGCUCUUCUCUCUGACUCUGUGUUUCCUCUGUUCACUUACUUUCAUUGGUCAGCCCUCUGAGUGGUCCUGUAUGCUGCAACACACAGCGUUUGGGAUUACCUUCGUCCUCUGCAUCUCCUGUGUUCUGGGAAAAACAUUAGUGGUGUUAAUGGCCUUCAGGGCUACACUUCCAGGCAGUAAUGUCAUGAAAUGGUUCGGGCCUCCACAACAAAGACUCAGUGUUAUAACUUUCACUCUCAUACAAGUCAUUAUUUGUGUGGUUUGGUUGACAAUAUCUCCUCCUUUUCCCUUUAAAAACCUUAAGAGCUACAAGGAAAAGAUUAUUUUGGAAUGUAAUUUAGGCUCAACUGUCGGUUUCUGGGCUGUGCUGGGCUAUAUAGGUUUUUUGGCUAUUUUCUGCUUUGUUUUGGCAUUCCUGGCACGGAAGUUGCCUGAUAAUUUCAAUGAAGCCAAAUUCAUUACAUUCAGCAUGCUCAUAUUCUGUGCAGUUUGGAUCACUUUUAUUCCUGCUUAUGUCAGCUCUCCUGGAAAAUUCACUGUAGCUGUGGAGAUAUUUGCCAUUUUAGCCUCAAGCUUUGGCUUAUUAUUCUGUAUAUUCCUUCCAAAGUGUUAUAUAAUCAUACUGAAACCUGAGAAGAAUACUAAAAAGCAACUGAUGGGCAAAGUGUAA